UCCGCCCACUCAGGAAAGCAAGACAUUACAUUUUUUCGCAUGUAACGCGAGUUGGAACGCGUCGGUUUCACGUGCGCGGUAGAAAACUGCGCUGUGCUGCAGUUUAGAGCGUAGCGAAACGUAAUGCAACGCGUCACGUCGUUUCAUAACGAAUUAUUUUAUCCCGAACGUUCUAUUUCUUUUUUUUGUCGCGUAGUAGAACAACCGGCAAAAAGCGAAACGGAGUUGUGUUUUUACUUGAACUUUUUUUAUCUGACUGCCGGUUUAAAGUAAAAUUAAAAUUCGAUCAGAGAUAAUCGCCACGAAAGAAGGAAAGAUAAUGUUAUUGUUGAGAAAGAGACUACUUGCAAUCAAUUAAUCCUUCGUUAAUCGCAAUAUCUUUCACCUGUGAAUGGUCGCAUUGCAUCAUGUAUCUCACAGGUGCAUUAAUUUUCCCAUUAUUUUCUUCUAUUUUUCGAAACAAUUUUUUGGGGGGGGGGGUUAAACGAUUAGGUCAGAUGAUUAACUAGUAAAUCACUAACAAUCUUAUAAGUAAUUUUUUUCCUUCAAUAGCGAUCCUUCGAAGGGCCAAGGAAGUACACGCGAGUGCGAGUCACGGGGUCUCGCAUCUUUCAGGACCGUUCAUCAGUGGGUCGCGCGUUCUCGUUCCCCAUUCCGGGGGAGGGAGGAGGAGGGAAGGCACGUAUGGAACGGUUUAACGCACGCGGUAUGCGAGCUUUUAAUUCACGGUUCAACGACGGGAAACCUGAUUUUGCAUAACGAGAAAGGCCUCCGCCGUUACGGUGAAAGCAACAGAUACUCCAGGACCCGUGGCACCAACUUCCCUGCUGCUUUGAGAUACAAAACAACGCCGAUGAAUCUCACGAGGAAUGAUGACUCCAGCCCUCAAAUUCAAGUACAACGUUAGGAGAGGCAAUGUUAGGAGAGAAGCCGCGUCGAGUUUAGUUCCGUUUGUCCCGGAGGCCAGUUCGAACCGCGCAAAAUCACAAAUGGACAAGGUCCGACGAACAUGCCUCGUCUAAUGUUCAAAAAAUCGCAGAGAGCACCAGCGCGCUGGACGCGGCGCGGCCGAAGGUGCCGCGCCUUGGGGGAUGUGAUCGUGGGAACCGGACGUAACAUUGUUCCUCAAGAUGAUUCCAUCCGAUUGCAUUCUGGACAUAUCGAACGUGUUCCACUCGACCGCGGUGGUGAUCGAAGGAAGUUGCCUGAACAAAUCCGAGCCCACGGCGGUGCUAAGAGAUGUAUCGGCCCGCGUUCACGGCGGAGAAGUUUUAGCUAUUCUGGGAUCAAAGGGCUCCGGCAAGCGAGCACUCCUCGAUGUUAUCGCCGGGAGAGCGGAGGGUGAGAAGAGAGGGAGGGUCACCCUGAACGGCAGCUUGCUGACGCCGGAGCUGUUCCGACGGCACGGCGGCUACGUGGCGCAUAGGUGUCAUCUGUUGCCGAGUCUCACCGUCCGCCAGAGUCUGACCUACGCCACGUGGCUCGCCAAUCUGAACAACCGCGAGGCCAGAGUGCGGCAGACCCUGGCCGACUUGGCGCUGUCGCAGGUGGCCAACAGAUCGGUGAACGAUCUCACCAGGCCGGAGUACCGGCGGCUGAUGUUGGGGGUGCAGCUGGCGAAGGACCCGACAUUGCUGCUGCUGGACGAGCCUACCUGGGACACCGACCCGCUCAAUACGUACCUCAUCGUCUCGAUGCUGUGGUCCUACGCCACCAGACGCGGCUCCAUCGUCGUCCUCACCAUGGAGACGCCCAGGUCCGACGUGCUGCCCUUCGUCAGUCGAGUGACUCUGCUGUGCUUGGGCGCGGUGGUCUACUCGGGACCCACCAGGAGUAUGCUGGAUUAUUUCACCUACAUCGGCUUCCCGUGCCCGGAACUGGAGAAUCCGUUGAUGUAUUAUCUAUGCCUGUCGACGGUCGAUCGCCGUUCCAGAGAUCGCUUCCUGGAGUCCAAUCAGCAGAUAUCCGUGUUGGUCGAGAAGUUCAAAGUGGACGGCAUGCUCUACAUGAAAGAAGCCCCGCAAGUGCCGCACAGCGUUAAAGACACGGCCCUUGGCAUCAUGCACAAAGGAUUAGGUCGCGGAAUCAAGCCUGGCUGCUUCUCGACCCUUUUAGCGCUAUACUUGAGAGGUAUGUCCGCUACGUUCUCCUUUAACAAGAUCGGCCUGGGACACUUCGCUGCUCGCCUGCUGUUGUUACCGUUUCUAGUGGCCCUAAUGAGCAUACUGUACUCACACUCGAGUCCCGUACAGUCGAGGAUAUUUUUACAGACCGGUGGUUUAAUCUUCAACGUCUUGACGUUGUUCUACGUGGCCGGAAUAGCCGCGACCUCGCUCAUGUUUCCAGGUUUCCGUGCGAGGUACUACCAAGAGAAGCGAGAAGGUCUCUACGGUGGCGCCAUGUUCCUCACAGCGUACACCCUGCUGAGCCUACCGCUUAGCUUCAUAUCGACCUUGAUAACGAUCGGCAUCCUGAUACCCAUCCUGGAGCUGGACAUCUCCUCGUGGGCCUAUGCCUGCGGUAUUCUGUGGUCCAGUUACGUAGCAGCUGAACAAGUGACCGUGGCUGUUCUCAUGGUGAUCGGACGACCCAUAACGGGCGCGACCACGGUCCUGUAUAUGACCCUAUUGUCUCUGGUGAUCGCGUCGGGCGCCGUUCGCAGUCUCAAGAACCUGCCCUAUUGGCUGGCGAUGGUGUCGACCGCGUUGCCCACCAGAUACGCCUCGUUGGCGCUGAACCAGCUGGUGAUUGACGUACCCACCAUGUCGAAUCUGCCGUACAACGAGAGCUUCACCUGCCCGGGCGUUCCUGAGCUCUGCAGAUACCCGGAGGGCAGGACCUACCUGAUCGAGCGCUUCACCAGGGAGGGCGAGAACAUCUCCGAGGUGUUGAACGUGAACCUGAAUCUAUUGAUCUCCUUGGCAUUCGCCGUCGGUCUCAUCAUAUUGAACAGCGUGCUGUAUCUGUUGCCGUUACCCGCCAAAGUGAAGGCCAAGUUCAGGGAAUGAUGGACCGCGAAGUGCGCGUUCAACUCGACAAAAAUGCGGCUGUCGCGCUGCGCUUCGU
Molecule: messenger RNA, 3066 nt
Organism: Dinoponera quadriceps
Lineage: Eukaryota; Metazoa; Arthropoda; Insecta; Hymenoptera; Formicidae
Product: ATP-binding cassette sub-family G member 5
Exons: 7
Coding region: 1131-3008 (625 amino acids)
Cellular component (GO): plasma membrane
Molecular function (GO): ATP binding; ATP hydrolysis activity; ABC-type transporter activity
Source: RefSeq, a predicted model, not a curated record